CCUUCCGGGGCGAGGAGUGGCGGAGCCGGGGAGGCCGCGGCCGCAGCGUCGAUAUGGAAAACAGGAAGGAUGAAAAAAGUAGGACGCUGUGUGCAACCUCAGAAGAAGGGCUGAAGGCCCGAGGAAAAGAAAAAAGGAAACGGAAGCGCAGCAGAAGCAGAUCCUCAUCUGUUUCAUCCACAUCGUCUUCUGACAGUACAUCCAGUUCUUCCUCCUCAUCACGCUCAUCAUCAAGGUCAUCUUCUUCCAGUAGUAGUAGAGAUUCUCCUAAGUCUAAGUCAAAGAAGAAGAAAAAAGAAAAACACAACAAAAAGAAAAGGAAAAAGGAGAACAAAAUGAAGAAAAAGAAAGAGAAGAAGAAAAGGAAAGAGAAAACAGGACCUGUCCAGCUUUCCAAGUUCUUCAAAAACAAAAAGAAGAAUGAAAACUACAGCAUGAUAACUGGAAAGAAAAUUAAGAUGAAAAUAAAGAAGACUAAGGAAGAUAUAGAGAGAGACCGGAACCGUGCACAGCUCCUGGAAUUUCUGAACUCUGCCUUGUAAUGGGAAGAGUGCUCACCAAGGACUGGUAGAUAUACCAAGCCAGCAACCAUCAUCCUAGCAGAACACUAAAGGGAACCUCAGGGAAAAGGACACCAAGUUGGACAAGACCAGACCCUCCUACUGAGAAGAAAAUUGGGAUGUCCUUUUUAAAUGGCAAAACAAAAAGUAGCUAAUAACUUUUUAAUGGAGAGCCAUGUCCUCCUUUUGAGAUCCUAAGGUAAUAUCCAGGCUGUGGUGUUUUAGAAAAGCCCAAGUGUGUGUUGUUCACAAUGAUAAGAAAUGACACACUGAAGUCCAGCAAUGUAGUUUCUAUUCUAACUGCAUGCAGAAUGCACUCUUGAUUUCAAGUGUCUUAUUUUUUCUAGUAGUUUAAGCAGAGUAUUUAUAAAUGUCUAUUUGAAAGAUGUUUCUUUUAUGUAUAUUUUUUUCUGGUAGUGGUUAUGCUUAUCUUAAAGAGUAAAUUGACCUUUGUAAAUAGAACAUCCUUUUACAUAAAUGACUUUUUUUUUUUAAAGUUCAUUCACUAGUACAUUAUUUUCUUUCAGAAUUUGAGAUGUGGUUUUUCUCCUGUUUUGUUUGUUUGUCUGAAUCAGUUGUUCAGCUCAUAAUAGUUUACCCCCCACAUCUGGAAUUACAGUUCCUAGACUAAAAGCUCUGGAGUUGUGGCCUGCCUUUCUGAUCCUGUGGGCCUUGUAUCAAAUAUUUCUCUCUCUGAAGUGCAGCAAGAGGCAUACCAUUGACAUAGCUUAGUCUGAUGGAGAAAGAGCUGUGGAAUGGUGUUGAGGCAGGCAGUGACAGUGGCUUCAUGGGUUUGUUGACAGUCCACUGUGAGAUGAGACAGGUUUGGACAGGCAGCAGGAGCCCAGCACAGCUUGUGGGUGUGCCAGCUGUGGUAAUUUGCUCAGUGCCUGCACUCUUCCUUCCAAACCUUGGCUCUUGGUUACCCAGCAGGCCCCUCUGUACAUAGCCCUGCUGUGGGACUUCCACUUGAACUGCUCGUGAAGCAGGUGCUCCUCAGGAGCUACGGCUUAGGAAUGCCUGAAGGAAGGACUCAAGGGGAGUUGACUUUGACGUGAACAUCAAGUGUACAGCAGUCAGAGUGGGGGGAGUUCAUUAAAGAGCAAAUGGAAAACUCUCUCUGUUUGCUACCGUGUUUUGAAAUAAACCUGAAGGUUUGUACCAUUGCUUAAGGGAAAAUUUUAUAAAUGUUUUGAUAUGUGAAACCUUCUGAAGAUGCUGGAAACCUCUCCUUUCCCUAGUUUUUUUUUUUUGUUAUGAAGCAUUUUGUAGUUGUUGCAGAGAUGUAACUCUUUGGAGACUAAAACCCUCGU
Molecule: messenger RNA, 1873 nt
Organism: Cinclus cinclus
Lineage: Eukaryota; Metazoa; Chordata; Aves; Passeriformes; Cinclidae
Product: protein FAM133-like
Exons: 7
Coding region: 54-542 (162 amino acids)
Source: RefSeq, a predicted model, not a curated record